AAAAGUAAAAGAGUUGAUUGAAGCAUUUCCACAAACAAAUUCUGAAGACAAGGAUAUUCUGGGGAUGGCAGAGGCCAUAAGAGCGCAGUACAAAAAAGCCUGUGCUCUCUUAAAGAUACCAUCUGCCAAUCCAUAUGAUGCAGGAGUCUCAUUUUGAAAAUUCCUCAAUGCAGACUGCAAUGAGACUUCGUAAUCAAAUAAAUACUCUUAUAACAUUCCUGACACCAUUACUACCACUUGCUAACUGUCACAUGGUAGAAAUGUUUACCCUGAAUCAUUGGGAGAAAUUGGUCCCAAAGCCUUUAAAGGAUACUCUAGAAGAUAUGCAGUUGAAUGAUUGUAUAGAAAAGUUCUGGAACUGUGCUUCAAACAGUGAAUGUUCAGAUGCUUCUGAAUUUGCUGUUUGGAUUAAAAAUGCUCAAUCACAUUAUGUGUCUAUCAACAAUGACUACUGUUUGAAUUUAGAACAGCUUCAAAAUCGUUUUGCAAAAUGGGGUGGGCAGAUGAAACCUGAAAUACUUAUCACGGAAUUUAUGUCCAGCAAAAAGAGUUAUGAGUUACAGGUUCAAACAAUGUCGCAUUUAGUAGCAUCACUGCACAAUAGUACUCAUUCAACAUGUUGCGUGGAGGCUGGUGGGGGGAGGGGACAUCUGCCUGUUGCCCUGACCCUUGGUUAUGGAAUACCCAGUCUGACCAUAGACUGUGCUGAUAAAACUAUAGAAGCCGCCGCUGUAAGGAUCAAAAUUAUACAGAAACAAUGGCACGCCAUAGCAAAAAGAGUUGAAAAUGGAAUCCAAGGGAGAAUUAAUGAUAGCAUCAACAAAAACUUACACCGAUUCGCCAGUGCCUACAUCACUAGAGACACCGACCUGGCUAGCAUAGUAAGGGAGAAAUUUCCAGAACAAACUGACAUCAGAGUCCUUUUGACAGGUCUCCACACCUGCGGUAACCUAGGGCCCGAUUCCCUAAGGAUCUUCGCGGCACAGCCCGCCGUGAAAGCUGUAUUCAAUGUGCCGUGUUGUUACCACCUUCUUACCGAGGAAGUAGACGCUGCAAUGUUUGACGUCUUCGAGAGAGACUUUGGUAGUGGACACAAGAUGGACGAGGGUUUCCCAAUGUCGCAAUAUUUGAAAGGAUACAACUUGGGACGAAACGCUCGCAUGCUGGCUGCACAAUCUAUAGACCGAGUGGUUUAUCAAAAGCAAUUACCUGAUAGAAGUUUACUCUACAGAGCUAUUCUACAGGUAAUAAUUAGGCAACAUUUACCAAACUUUACAAUACCCGAAGGCAAAUUAAAGCGGUUAUCUACGAAAUGUCACGGAUUUAGGGAUUAUUUCAAGAUGGCCGACAGCGCCCUAAAUCUUGGACUUUAUGAUAAUCUAUCCGAGAGCUAUCUAGCUGAUAUUGUCGCGCAAAUGGAUGUUCAAUGGAAACAAACAGUGCUAUUUUAUUUACUUAGGUUAUGCUUGGCUCAAGUUGUAGAAGGCGUCAUUCUGUUAGAUAGAUUGUUGUUUUUGUUUGAAAACGGAUUCAAAGACGUGUUUUUGGUAAAAUUGUUCGAUCCUGUGUUGUCUCCGAGAUGCCACAGUAUAGUUGCCGUUAGAUGACAGUUAUAUUUCAAUUUUUGAUUGAAUUCUGUAUUUUACUAUGUGUUAUUGUUUUUAUUUCAUCACGUCAAAGCGUAGCAAGCGAUUGAUGUAAUUAAAAUAUACCUAAGUAUACAAAACUUGACGUUUUCAGUAUUUAUAUCA
This is a messenger RNA of Amyelois transitella, 1751 nucleotides long. RefSeq names its product probable methyltransferase-like protein 25. The record is from RefSeq and is a predicted model, not a curated record. NCBI's taxonomy places the organism in Eukaryota, Metazoa, Arthropoda, Insecta, Lepidoptera, Pyralidae. The transcript is spliced from 8 exons. The coding region runs from base 135 to 1607 and encodes 490 amino acids.